Messenger RNA from Sparassis crispa, 306 nucleotides. RefSeq lists its product as hypothetical. The record is from RefSeq and is a predicted model, not a curated record. Bases 1 to 306 code for a protein of 101 amino acids. The transcript has 2 exons. NCBI's taxonomy places the organism in Eukaryota, Fungi, Basidiomycota, Agaricomycetes, Polyporales, Sparassidaceae.
AUGGGAUCGACCACAAGCUCUCGCAGCACUACUAUGCGCGGUGGAAAUUCACGUGCGACCUGCUGGGAGGAUGCCAAGGUAUCGGAGAUUGACCUGUAUGGUUUCGGGUUGAACUUCACCGCGUGGGAUGCGGCGUGUUUUGCGCCGACGUACGAGGAACAGAUGAUAAAAAACAACAUACCGAUACCGUCGUCACACAAGGCUGACUGGGGUUUGCUGGUCUCGACAUCUGGAACCUCGGGAGGUGCUUGUCGAGCCCGGGCCUCCUCUAUCAUGUAUAUGGCUCGGUCCUGCAAUUCCCUAUAG